This is a messenger RNA of Ornithorhynchus anatinus (platypus), 927 nucleotides long. Its product is annotated as vomeronasal 1 receptor ornAnaV1R3163. Gene Ontology annotation, molecular function: pheromone receptor activity. Gene Ontology annotation, cellular component: membrane. The record is from RefSeq and is marked inferred. Gene Ontology annotation, biological process: G protein-coupled receptor signaling pathway. Lineage: Eukaryota; Metazoa; Chordata; Mammalia; Monotremata; Ornithorhynchidae.
AUGGUCACCAGCAACUUCAUCCAGGGCAUCUGCUUCCUCUCCCAGACUGCAGUGGGACUGGUCAGAAACUUCCUCCUCCUCAUGGUCCACAUCUUCCUGCUCCCCCUGAUCCAUGAGCCUAAGCCCACAGACUUUAUUGUCGCCCACCUGGCCCUGGUCAACAACAUGAUGCUCCUCACCAGGGUGGUCACGGAGACAGUGUCAGUCCUCGGUCUGUGGCAGCUCCAGACCGACGUCGGGUGUAAGAUGUUUGCAUUUGUCUAUCGUGCUAUGCGUGGCGUCUCCAUGGGCACCACCAGCCUCCUGAGCGUGAUCCAGGCCGUCACCGUCAGUCCCGGCCACCCCUCUUGGGCCUGGCUCAAAGCCCAGUUGGCCAAGCAUGUCUUCCCGGCCUGCAUCAUCAUCUGGCUCAUCAACCUGCUGGUGGAAGCCAACCUCCUCUUGAGGAUGGUUUCAUCCCCCAAUGUAACCAGCAGAGAGAAGAGGUUCCACGGCAACUACUGCAUGGUGUCCCGGAUCAGCACGUCCAUCAACACUCUGCUGCAGGGGCUGUUCCUGACCCUCAUGACAGUCCGCGAUGUCCUCUCCCUGGGGCUCAUGGGAAGCUCCAGCGGCUACAUGGUCCUCCUCCUCCUCCGCCACUGCUGGCGGGUCCGCCAUCUCCAUGGCCACCGCCUGACCCCCAGGACCUCGCCGGAGACGCGGGCCACCCAAACCAUCCUGCUCCUAGUGAGCUGCUUUGUGGCUUUUUACUCCGGAGACUUUGUCAUCUCUCUCUUCCUCGGGACAACCCGUAGAAAUGAUCCAUUCCUCUUGGUGAUUUCCCACUUUAUGGUCAGUGGUUACCCGACCCUCAGCCCCUUUGUGUUGCUCAACUGUCACCACCAGAUCACCAAAUUCCUGGGUUCUUUUUUAGGGAAAAAAUGA